Molecule: messenger RNA, 2518 nt
Organism: Helianthus annuus (common sunflower)
Lineage: Eukaryota; Viridiplantae; Streptophyta; Magnoliopsida; Asterales; Asteraceae
Product: pentatricopeptide repeat-containing protein At5g46580, chloroplastic
Exons: 1
Coding region: 167-2284 (705 amino acids)
Molecular function (GO): protein binding
Source: RefSeq, a predicted model, not a curated record
AAUAUCCAUCCAAACAAACACAAGGGCCAUAUAGCCCCCCCAAAACCCUUCUUCAAUCUCCUUCAUCUCUCUGCAGCUUCUUCUUGGGGUUUUUGCACUCUAUCCAAUCUGUAAGUUCACACUCACCUUCUUACACUCUCAUUUACACACACACACACACACACUUAUGGCUUCAACUUUCUUUACUUCUUUUGAUGUACCAAAUUCACUAGACCUAAAAGUAAAACACCAUCACCCCUUCAAUUCUCGAACAAGAUUAAAAAAGUUUCCAUUUUUCUACUGCAAUUCCUCCAAAUCACCCCCAAAAUCACAGGUUCCAGACCUAUCAGAAGAACCCAAGAAGCAAAACCCAUCUUUAGCUGAUCAACUUCAAACCUUAUCCACAACAAUCCUCUCAGACACCCCACAAAAACCCACCCAACUGUUGACCAAACCUAAGUCAAUCUGGGUCAACCCCACUAAACCUAGACCCUCUGUUCUUAAUCUUCAAAGACAACAAAGAACUUCUUACUCAUAUAACCCACAAAUUAGGGACCUUAGGCUGUUUGCCAAGAAGCUUAAUGAGUGUGAGAAUAAUAAAGAUGCUUUCUUGAAGAUUCUUGAAGAUAUCCCACAUCCACCCACUAGAGAAAAUGCACUUUUGGUGCUUAAUAAUUUGAAACCUUGGGAAAAGACUCUGCUUUUCUUUGAUUGGCUUAAAACCCAAGAGUCUUUUCCUAUGGAAACUAUAUUUUACAAUGUUACUAUGAAGUCUUUGAGAUUUGGAAGACAGUUUCAGCUUAUUGAAAAUCUUGCUGUUGAAAUGAUUGAUAAUGAGAUUCCGUUGGAUAAUAUUACGUAUUCGACGAUUAUUACUUGUGCGAAAAGGUCGAAUCUUUUCGAUAAGGCGGUUGAGUGGUUUGAAAGGAUGUAUAAAACAGGAUUGAUGCCUGAUGAGGUUACUUAUUCUGCUGUUUUGGAUGUGUAUGCCAAGUUAGGGAAGGUUGAGGAGGUUAUGAGUUUGUAUGAAAGAGGGAGAGCGAGCGGCUGGACCCCGGAUGCGAUCGCGUUUGCGGUUUUGGCUAAAAUGUUUGGUGAGGCGGGUGAUUACGAUGGGAUCAGAUACGUUUUACAAGAAAUGAAGGCUUUAGGGGUUAAACCGAAUUUGGUUGUGUUCAAUACUUUGUUAGAAGCGAUGGGGAGAGCAGGAAAGCCUGGUUUGGCCCGGAGUUUGUUUGAAGAAAUGGUGGCUGCGGGUGUUUCACCGGACGCGAAAACACUCACUUCAUUGGUCAAGAUUUACGGGAAAGCAAGAUGGGCCAGAGAUGCGUUGGAUCUUUGGCAAAGAAUGAAGUCAAACGGGUGGCCGAUGGAUUUUAUUCUUUAUAACACAUUAUUAAGUAUGUGUGCUGAUCUUGGUUUACAAGAAGAAGCUGAAAAGUUGUUUGACGAUAUGAAGGUAUCCGAUAACUGUAAACCCGAUAGUUGGAGUUACACUGCAAUGCUUAACAUAUAUGGAAGUGGCGGGAAUGUUGAAAAGGCGAUGACUUUGUUUGACCAAAUGUCGAAGGAGAAUGUAGCGAUUAAUGUUAUGGGUUGUACUUGUUUGAUCCAAUGUUUAGGUCGGGCUACUCGGAUAGAUGAUUUGGUAAUGGUUUUCGAGACGUCACUUAAAAAGGGUAUUCGCCCUGAUGAUCGGUUGUGCGGUUGUUUGCUUUCGGUUGUAUCUUAUUGUGAAAGCGGUGACGAUUUGGAUAAAGUAAUCGGUUGCUUACAGGAAGCAAACCCGAGAUUGGUUUCAUUCGUGAAACUAUUAGAAGAAAAGGAAACCGUGUUUGAGAAAGUAAGAGACGAGUUCAAGGAGAUACUAAACGAAACCGAAGUCGAAGCGCGAAGGCCGUUUUGCAACUGUUUAAUCGAUAUUUGCAGGAAAAGAAACCUCGACGAGAGAGCACACGAGCUUCUUUAUUUAGGAACCAUGUACGGGUUAUACCCGGGGUUACACACAAAGACUCCUGAAGAAUGGCGGUUAAAUGUACGGUCGCUAUCUGUAGGUGCAGCCCACACGGCUUUUGAAGAAUGGGUUGGGACUUUGAGUGAAAUGGUCAACCGUCAAGAACCGUUACCAGAGUUGUUAUCGGCUAGCACGGGUGCAGGGACUCAUAAGUACUCUCAGGGACUUGCGAACGCGUUUGAAUCACACGUGACGAAUCUUUCUGCGCCGUUUAGGCAAAGUGAAGAGAAACCGGGUGUUUUUGUAGCGAGUAGGGAGGAUAUAGUGUCGUGGGUGCAAUCAAAGGUUUGAUCUUUUCGACGGUAGCAGGAGCGGGGCAUGUUUUAUAGCGUUAGAUACGGUUUUUACAACGAGAUUAUCGUUUGAAUCUAGCUAUACAUUUUGAGUUUUAUUAGAAUAUGUUCCUGAACGAAAGGCUGUCUUUCAAGAAGCCUGUUCUUGAUGAUCAAUGAACAUAUUUGCAGUAUUCUAAUUUGAUUUUAGGUACAAUAUUUUUUGAGGAACUUGAUUAAAGUUUGCAUUUUA